GCGGCCCUUCGAGCUCGCUCCCGCGGCCCAGCUGAGGGAAGAGGAACCGAAACCGGAGCCCGGAAGGGCGUCGCGUCUGAGCCCGGCGGUCGGAGGGCUGGGGGCUGGGGAGGUGUAAAGAAGGUGAACUAAGAAAGGGAAAAAGGCACAGAAAAAUGUCAGGCAACAAAGAAAGGAAGAAUCAACAAGCUCCUGAAGAAGCUCUGGCUAAACAAGACACAUCUUCAUUAACUGAUGCUGUAGAGCAAGUUGCAAAGCAACAACAAUCACAAACAUCAGAAAUAGAAAAAAACAAAAAAAUUCUGUAUCAUUUACAGAAUGAAUUUCAUGAUCUGGAAAAACAAAUAGCAUCUGUUUCUGCAGAAACUACAGAAAUAGAAAGGCUAACUUAUCAGCAAGAUGCUGCCAUAGAGAAUAGCAAACGUCAGUGUGAAAACCUGGAAAUGCAAAUCAAAUCUUUACAUAUAGAAAAUGUAAAACUUAAAUUUGACAUAGAAGCAGCCCAAGAAAAUUUUGAGGAACACCUGAUAAGAUAUAAUGAUUACUAUGCAAAAAUAAAAGUGCAUAAGGACAGUUUGAGGGAGGAAGAAAGCAAAUGGCCAUUUAUGACUGAACUCCAUGAAAAACAAGAUCUUGUUAAAAAACUAAAGACAAUGAAAGAGGAACUAAGGCAAGAUCUCCAGAAUCCAGAAGGAAACUGGAUGAAACAAGUACAGGAAGAUAUUACAAAGCUAAAGGAUGAAAUUACAACUAUAAAAGAAUCUAUCAUCGAAAAUACUUGUUUUCUUCAGGUAGAAAAUAAGACACAUGAAAAAUUAAGAAAAGAAAUAGAGGUACAACAUAAGAGAUAUGGCGCAAUUCUUAAGCGUUUGCAUUGUCAGGUGAACAAGCUUCAGUCAAAUAGAAGGCAAUGGCAAUGGGACAUUCAACAACUAGAAAAAACUGCAGCUGAUCUAAGAAAAUGCAUUGCAAUGAAAGAUUAACAUGGCCAUAGGACAAAGUAGAACACAGAGUAUUCCCACAAAAAUUAUGGGGCAGAAUGUUGAGAAAUCAAUCAUAUUUUUAUUUUGGAAUUUUAUUUAUUUACUUUUAUUAAUGUAUAAUUGACAUACAAUAUUAUAUUUAUUCCAGGUAUACAACACAGUGGAUGUAGGUUUAUAUACAGUACCAAUACCAAUAAGCUUCCACUAUCAGAGGUCUGUCUUAAUGACAGAUAUAUUUCUCUUUUUUCUAAUCAGUCAUUGUUGAUAAAGUGCUUCCAACAUUACAAUUGAUAGCAGUAGUUAGACAAUAGGAAUGCUUACAGAAUAAUGGAUGACUCUGUGAAUAUUUUUCAUGUAUAUUAUAUAUUGUAUUCAUGAAUGCCAGUUUAUAAACAGUUGCCUUCACUAUCACAUAAAGUAAAAAUUUAGAAGAAACCCUUGACUUUACAAUAAUUUAAGUUGUUAAGAUAUUUAAAUGGUUGUCUGUUUUAAGCUUUAUGAGAACUUGUUUUUUUUUACUACUGCUUUCACAGUAGCCCAUAAAUAUUGACAUUUAUAAUAAUGUUGUUUUAUGUUCAACACCUCAGAUAUAUUUCUUAGUUUUCUCUUUCAUCCAGAAGGUAGCAAUCAUUUUUCUUUGUUAUUAGAUAACAUAUUUUUAGAGUGUUGCAAAACAUAACUUUUUGUUCCUGUUUAUGUCUUUAAAUUCUUUAUUACUUGUCUAAAAUAACAUUGUGUAAGCCUAACUUAGUUAACCAGUACAAACAUGUAUUUUUUUUCACUGAAAGACGCAUACUAUGUCCAUGACAACAAAUAAGAAUUUAACUUGCGCCUUUUAAGAUGAAAGUGUUCCUUCUCAUGGCUCCAUUGAUUCACACUUUUAGGAGCAAAAAUAAAAUAUUAAUUAUUAAA
Messenger RNA from Phyllostomus hastatus (greater spear-nosed bat), 1895 nucleotides. RefSeq names its product coiled-coil domain containing 122 (gene CCDC122). Lineage: Eukaryota; Metazoa; Chordata; Mammalia; Chiroptera; Phyllostomidae. Bases 156 to 983 code for a protein of 275 amino acids. The record is from RefSeq and is a predicted model, not a curated record. The transcript has 6 exons.